GCGGCGGCGGUCGGAGCGCGGCGAGGCGCGGAGAUGUCCGCCCCGUACGGCAGCCUGAUGCGGUACCUGUUCCCAGCCCUGCUACUGCACGGGCUGGGAGAAGGUUCUGCUCUUCUUCACCCAGACAGCAGGUCCCACCCUCGGUCCUUGGAGAAGAGUGCGUGGAGGGCUUUCAAGGAGUCACAGUGUCAUCACAUGCUGAAACACCUUCACAAUGGAGCUCGGAUCACUGUGCAGAUGCCUCCCAAUAUUGAGGGCCACUGGGUCUCUACUGGCUGCGAAGUUAGAGCAGGCCCAGAGUUCAUCACAAGAUCUUACAGGUUCUACCACAAUAAUACUUUCAAGGCCUACCAGUUCUAUUAUGGUGGCAAUCGCUGCACAAACCCCAUCUACACAUUAGUUAUACGUGGCAAAAUACGCCUCCGACAGGCGUCCUGGAUCAUCCGAGGGGGCACGGAAGCUGACUAUCAGCUGCGCAACGUACAGAUCAUAUGCCACAACGAAGCAGUAGCCAAAAGAUUGGGUGAGUUGGUGAACCACACGUGUCCUGGAUUUAUCCCAGAAGACAGUCCCUGGGAGCAGGAUGUGAGCUACGAUUUGCUGAGGGAAGAGAAUGGCUGUGAAUGCACCAAAGCUCUGAAUUUUGCCAUGCACGAACUCCAGCUGAUCCGUGUGGAGAAGCAGUACCUGCACCACAAUUUAGACCACCUUGUGGAGGAGCUAUUCCUCGGAGACAUUCACACUGAUGCUGCUCAGAGGAGGUACUAUCGGCCCUCUAGUUAUCAACCUCCCCUUCAAAAUGCCAAGAACCACGACCGCACGUGCAUCGCGUGCAGAAUCAUCUACCGGUCGGACGAGCACCACCCUCCCAUCUUGCCCCCCAAGGCGGAUCUGACCAUAGGGCUGCACGGCGAGUGGGUGAGCCAGCGCUGCGAGGUGCGGCCAGAGGUCCUCUUCCUCACCCGGCACUUCAUCUUCCACGACAACAACAACACCUGGGAGGGUCACUACUACCACUACUCCGACCCCAUCUGCAAGCACCCCACCUUCACCAUCUACGCCAAGGGACGCUACAGCCGGGGAGUCCACUCCUCCAAAGUGAUGGGUGGCACGGAGUUUGUGUUCAAAGUGAAUCACAUGAAGGUCACUCCAAUGGACAUAUCCACAGCCUCGCUGCUCAACGUCUUCAACGGGAACGAGUGCGGAGCACAGGGAUCCUGGCAAGUUGGGGUUCAGCAAGAUGUCACCCACACGAACGGCUGCAUCGCGCUUGGCAUCCGCCUCCCUCACACCGAGUACGAGAUCUUCAAAAUGGAGCAGGAUGCCCGAGGCAGGUACUUGCUGUACAACGGGCAGAGGCCGAGCGACGGCUCCAGCCCUGACCGACCGGAGAAGAGAGCCACUUCCUACCAGACGCCUCUAGUUCAGUGCGCCUCGUCAGUACCCAGAUCCGAGGAGUCAUCAGAGGAGAACAAAAUAAGGCUGUAUAGCAGCAGGGCACCGGAAAAAUAUCCCAGCGCCCCAGCUCUUGCUUUGUUGUUUAUUUGUACUGUGUCAUAUUGGGACAUUCUCAGCUAGAAGUGGAAACAACUUAUUUUUCGUGACUACAAAGCCAGGAUUCCGCCAGACUGGGGGUUGUUUUUCUUCCAAAAGAAAGGGACGUUUAUUUUCUUGAUGCACUUGAAUGCCUGAGAACUGUUGUUCUUUUCCUUACUUCCCUCUUCCUCCUCGAAUCCCGAACGGCACUCGUUUGAUGUUUGUGCUUUGAACUUCAUCCAGUCUGAUCCCUGGCCUGACAUGACUGCACAAAAGUAAUUGCACUUUAGGACUGCAGACUUCUUGGGGGAGGGAGGGGGUCUCCUUUUAUUUUAUUUUUCUUUUAACUGCUGGGAUGAGCAUUUAUGAUCCUGCUUCAGUCGUCUCUGCCAUCCUACCACUGUGGUGCUCUUCUCCCCAGCACCCGGGUUCUCAUCAGAAUGUAGCUCUCGGGAAAGGCUCGGUGUUGUGCCAGUACUGUGAUAGCAGCUUCCCCCUCUGACUUCACAGCUCUGAUGUAGAUAUGUAUAUAAGGAGGAAACCCACAAAGAUUUAUCUUGCCAUUAUCUUACAGCUCGUAACACAAAAAGAAUCAGCAGAUCAACAGCCCUCCAUUCCAAAAGUGCUAAAUGGUUAACACCUCUAAUUAAAAAAAAAAAAAAAAAAGAAUAGUCCAAAUAAUUUAAGCUAUUUUUACAAUCAUUAAGUUGUAAAAAUAAUCAGUGGUUUAAUAUCUUCUCAUUCAGUUUUGUUAGUUGUGUAAUUGCUUGGAGGCCUCCCUUUGUAACUAGCAAGCAGUUACAACCAAGCCCCCUCAAAGCCAGCCAGCAGCAGCUUUUGUUCUAUUGGUUGCACACAGUGCAGGUAAGAUGCCAGAACAAGGCUGCAGGGACAGCUUCUGUUUUCGUAUUCCUGAGGCCUUACUCUGCAUGCUCUGUGUGCAGUAUUUGUGUCAGCCAGGUGGGCAAAGUAAAGAAGCAAGUGGGAUUAAUAUGUUCUGCAAACCUACUUAGCAGUAUAUUUUUAGUGAUGUGACCUCAUGUAGGAACAGGGAAAAGAGCUGCAGCAGCAAGCACUCUGUGGCCCUUAGGAGAGCAAGAGGGCAGCUGGAAACUGACCCAGAGAGGGAGGGGAAAGAGAUGCCCAAAUGCAGUCACAUCCUCCCUUUUCUCCUUGCUGAACUGUCCCAACACAUACCUGGUUUCAUAGAGCUUAAAUCAGCAUUGGGGAGACAUUGCUGGGAAAUAGGAU
Molecule: messenger RNA, 2787 nt
Organism: Empidonax traillii (willow flycatcher)
Lineage: Eukaryota; Metazoa; Chordata; Aves; Passeriformes; Tyrannidae
Gene: APCDD1
Product: APC down-regulated 1
Exons: 5
Coding region: 34-1578 (514 amino acids)
Biological process (GO): negative regulation of Wnt signaling pathway
Cellular component (GO): plasma membrane
Molecular function (GO): Wnt-protein binding
Source: RefSeq, a predicted model, not a curated record